Molecule: messenger RNA, 464 nt
Organism: Ictalurus punctatus (channel catfish)
Lineage: Eukaryota; Metazoa; Chordata; Actinopteri; Siluriformes; Ictaluridae
Gene: ndufb4
Product: NADH:ubiquinone oxidoreductase subunit B4
Cellular component (GO): mitochondrion
Source: RefSeq, marked provisional
GCCCACAAACAUGGCGGACUACAAGGAGGCACCUUUGGCGACUCGUCCAAAAACAUUAGAGCCAGCGGAAUAUUUUCAUGUUUCGCCCGAAUAUCGACGGGCGGAGGAGGAGCGAGGAGCGCUCAGGUCCCGGCUGAAGAGAGAAUAUCAGACGAAGCUGAAUAAUCCUCUGCGGAAAGAGCUGAUUGAGGACCCGGCCCUCACGAGGUGGACGUACGCCCGUACGGAGAUGUAUAAUCACUUCAGACCGACACCGAAAUCCUCCCUGAUCGCUGGUUUGAUCGGAGUCGCUCCACUCUUCAUCUUGUACUACGUCUUGAAGACUGACCGCGACAAGAGGGAGCAGAAGAUUAAAGACGGGACUUACAAACGCCCGUACAGACUCUCAUACUGAUCUCUGACUUGUACUUCAGGUUAAAUCGUUGUCUCGGAUUGUACAUGUAACUAUAAAUAAACUUUAUUGA